Molecule: messenger RNA, 3997 nt
Organism: Meleagris gallopavo (turkey)
Lineage: Eukaryota; Metazoa; Chordata; Aves; Galliformes; Phasianidae
Source: RefSeq, a predicted model, not a curated record
AUGGAAAGUGAGGUAGCCCUGGAUUUUUUAAGAUACUUCUUAGAGAAGCGCGGGGUAGAGUCUGGGACUCUAAAGCAGUUGCCUGGGUUGCUAGCCUAUGGUAAAGGGGAAGGGUUCUUUGCCCGUUCUCAGGAUGUUCUAGGAGAGGAGGAAUGGCGAAAGUUAGGGGACGUUCUUUGGUAUAAAGUUAUAGAUGAUGACAAGGGUGCCAAAAAAUUGAUGAAGCCGUGGCGAGACGUUAUCAACUGCAUUAAGCGCUACCGUCUCGAACGGCAGGUGGCAGCCUUCGCUUUGCGACAGCUAGACGGUCUCCCUGAGGACGCAGGGCGGUUGAAGGUGGGGGGGGACUAUGUCCCGAUUCCCUCCCUGGGAGGCGCAGUGCCGGUUCGGACUGUCGGCCCCCUUCUGAGGGGGGGGGCUUUGGCGGCGGAUGACAGUGAUAGUGACGAGCCGGAUCUAUUUCCUUCUGAUCUGGAGGGGGGAAUUGGGGACGGAGCCACGGCCUCAGUGCCGACUAUGUCGGAGGGGCCGCCGGGGGCUGGGGUAAUCAAACCUCCAUGGGCCCCGAUAGGCAAACCACCAUCACGGAAGGCCUUUCCUUCCCGUCUCGAUUGGACGGUGGUAGCUCAGGAGGCAAUGAGUGCAGGGGACAUGGGCGUAGUGGAAAUCAUAAAUCAGGCGUUCCCCGCGCGCUUUCAGUUAAAUAAUGACGGCAGCAGACAGGGGGUUCAUGUGCCUAUCGGCUGGAAACUACUGUCCCAGCUUAGGGCCACGGUCAAGGAGAGUGAGAUUCAUCCCAGUUGUCUCAAAGCCUCUUCCAGGAGCACAUCUGCUAUUGCUCGUGGAGGUGAGAGCCAACAGGGAAAGGGUUGCAGUUAUUUCACAAAAAGUGCCUCAGCAUUGUGCACAUCAUUUCUUUCUGGCUGCUUACGUUUAUUUUUCAUCUUUCAGCUUUGUGAAAGUACUUCCACCGGCUUUACGACCGACAGAAGGACAGUCUUGGCAAGUGUCAUUGCUGCUUGCAGAAGGCUCUUCUCACAACCUCCCAAAGGAUUUGAAAAAUAUUUUCCCAAUGGGAAGAAACCAAAUGGAACUAAAGGUUCAGCUGGAGAAACAAAAGAAGCAAAGCAAGCUGGUGCCCGACAGCCAAGUGGGACUGGGAGUGGGGGAGGCAGCAGUGGUGGGAAGAAAGGCGGCAAGAAAGAAGAUGCAAACUGGUGGACCAGAUUGCAGAAGGGUGAUAUUCCUUGGGAUGUCAGGGAGUUUCGUAUGUACGUAGUGGGAAGUUCAUUUUUCUGGACGAUGGUUGUAUAUUACUUCUUCUUCAGGGUCCCUGGGAGAGAAAUCACCUGGAAAGACUUUGUUAAUAACUACCUUUCUAAAGGAGUGGUGGACAGACUGGAAGUGGUGAACAAGCGCUUUGUUAGAGUGAUCUUUGUGUCAGGAAAGUCUCCUCAUGAAUGGCAGUAUGUCUGGUUUAAUAUCGGUAGCGUGGACACUUUCGAACGAAAUCUUGAAACUGUGCAGCAAGACCUGGGUAUAGAAGUGGAGAACAGGUUGCCUGUAGUCUACUCAACAGAGAGUGAUGGAUCGUUUCUCCUGAGUUUGCUGCCUACAAUCCUUAUUAUUGGUUCUUUAUUGUACACAUUAAGAAGAGGUCCUGCAGGCUUAGGUCGAGGAGGACGUGGAAUGGGUGGACUUUUCAGUGUGGGUGAAACCACAGCCAAAGUCCUUAAGGAUGAGAUAGAUGUCAAAUUCAAAGACGUAGCUGGCUGUGAGGAGGCCAAAUUAGAGAUAAUGGAGUUUGUUAACUUUCUGAAAAAUCCCAAGCAAUAUGAGGAUCUGGGAGCAAAAAUUCCAAAGGGGGCAAUUUUGACAGGUCCUCCAGGUACUGGAAAAACACUUCUUGCUAAAGCUACCGCUGGAGAAGCUAACGUGCCAUUUAUCACAGUCAAUGGCUCUGAGUUCUUGGAGAUGUUUGUUGGUGUGGGUCCAGCUCGAGUUCGAGACUUAUUCGCUCUUGCUCGUAAAAAUGCCCCAUGCAUCCUCUUCAUUGAUGAAAUAGACGCAGUAGGAAGGAAGAGAGGAAGAGGCAACUUUGGAGGACAAAGUGAACAAGAGAACACACUCAAUCAGCUUCUAGUAGAAAUGGAUGGCUUUAAUACCACCACAAAUGUAGUAAUUCUGGCAGGUACUAACAGGCCAGAUAUUUUAGACCCUGCUCUAAUGAGACCAGGACGCUUUGACAGACAGAUCUACAUUGGCCCUCCAGAUAUAAAAGGAAGAGCAUCUAUUUUCAAAGUUCACCUCAGACCUCUCAAAUUAGAUACAGUCUUAGAUAAAGAUAACCUAGCAAGAAAACUCGCAUCACUAACACCUGGUUUUUCAGGUGCUGAUAUUGCCAACGUUUGUAACGAAGCUGCAUUAAUUGCUGCUCGGCAUCUCUCAGAUGCUAUAAACCAAAAGCAUUUUGAGCAAGCAAUUGAAAGAGUGAUUGGAGGUUUGGAAAAGAAAACUCAAGUUCUGCAACCAGAGGAGAAAAAGACAGUAGCGUAUCAUGAGGCAGGGCACGCAGUUGCAGGAUGGUUUUUGGAACAUGCUGACCCACUCUUAAAGGUAUCUAUUAUCCCUCGUGGUAAAGGACUGGGUUAUGCUCAGUAUUUACCCAAAGAACAGUAUCUUUAUACCAAAGAGCAACUACUUGACAGAAUGUGCAUGACACUGGGUGGACGUGUAUCUGAGCAAAUCUUCUUUGGAAGAAUUACAACCGGUGCUCAAGAUGACUUGAAGAAGGUGACACAGAGUGCAUAUGCUCAGAUUGUCCAGUUCGGUAUGAAUGAAAAAGUUGGGCAGAUUUCCUUCGACCUCCCUCGUCAAGGAGACAUGGUAUUAGAGAAACCCUAUAGUGAGGCAACUGCCAGAAUGAUAGAUGAAGAAGUUCGGUCACUUAUUAACAUUGCUUAUGAGAGGACAUUAUCUCUUCUGACUGAGAAGAAAGCAGAAGUAGAAAAGGUUGCCCUACGACUACUGGAGAAGGAAGUGCUUGAUAAAAGCGAUAUGGUAGACUUGCUUGGCCCAAGACCAUUUGCAGAGAAGUCCACUUAUGAAGAAUUUGUCGAAGGGACAGGAAGUUUGGAUGAGGAUACUUCUCUACCAGAAGGCCUUAAAGACUGGAACAAAAAACGUGAAAAAGAGAAAGAAGAGACAACAGAUGAACAGGUUGUUAGGCAGAUCAGAGGAGGGAUGCCAUUUUAACUGCCAAGUGUGUGGUGAUGCUGACUUGCACUCUGGAAGAGAAAUAAACUCACCUAGUUUGUACUUCCAAAACAAACAAAUAUUUAUUCAACCAAACUGUAUUAGAGAUGGAUGGAAGAGUGGUGUCUUGUGCAGAGACAAAGAUAUUCUACUCCCAGUAUGUGGUAUCAUCAGUUCACUGGUAAAAGAUCAUCUUUUAUUUGUCAGCUGAAGAAACAUACAUUGGAUUUGAGCUGCAGUGGAACGCCAGAACUGAACCUCCUAAACACUGAAAGAACUGAGAUUCAUGCACAAACUUCAUGGCACUGGUCUCUCUUUUUUUUUUCCAAAUGUAUGUAGGCUUACUAAAAAAAAUAAAGAAUUUUGAUUAUUCAUCUAAAAUAUACCUGUAUGUGAUUUGUUUCCAAAAAAAUCAUAGAAAAAUGCACUGUUUAAUGCUUGGCCAAAAGUGUGGUCUUGCAAAGUGUAACUAGCUUUGCAGAAGUGUCAGCUUUUUGAUCUGAUCCUCCUCCCCACCCUUCAUUUUGAUUUUUAAAAGAAAUUGUUUACAAAGAACAGUCAAGUAAAUUGACCAUACAACUGGGUACCCAGUCAAAUAUCUUAAAAUGUACUCAUGGUUCAGUCUGGAACUUGCUCCUGCAGUUUUAUUGGUCAAGUUUUUUAUGGAGUUCUGUAAGAUAUUGAACAUAUGAAUGUGUUGUGUAAAUACAGUUUGAGUCAAUAAAAUCAGUACUUUUCUGAA